UACCGUUUUAAAUCCUCUUAAAUUCUCCUCCUCCUUCUUCUUCUUUUUGUUUUAACAAUCACAAGAAAUAGAGCAAAAAAGGCAUCUGAGAUUAUUUUUUCGUCCUAAUAUUGAGAAAAGAUCUAACUAGUUUACAUCUGACCAUCUUCUAAAAGCAUCAAUGGCUGCUUCGGAGGACUCUAGCGCCCUUUAUCCCUUUUUUAUAUUAAGUAUGUUGGCAAUCCCUUUGGUGCCUCACACUUUUUUCAAGUUACUUAAUACAAUUACUAGAAAGGCAAAGACAAUUCAUUGCCAAUGCAGUCUCUGUUCUCAUUCAAGGAAGUGCCGGAAGUCCAUAUUCAAGAGGAUCUCAACCAUCUCAACUUGUAGUAAUGUGGCAUUUCUUCUGCUUUGGGCAUUUGUGGUGAUAAUAGUUUAUCACAUUACACAUACAAGCUAUGAGAUACAAGCAUUUGAACCAUUUAGUAUUCUUGGGCUAGAUCCGGGUGCUUCAGACUCAGAAAUAAAGAAGGCAUAUAGGAAACUCUCCAUUUUGUACCAUCCUGACAAAAAUCCUGAACCAGAGGCACACAACUAUUUUGUGAGCUUUAUAUCAAAAGCAUAUCAAGCAUUGACCGAUCCAGUUUCUCGUGAGAACUACCAAAAAUAUGGUCACCCAGAUGGCCGACAGGGGUUCCGAAUGGGGAUUGCUUUACCUUACUUCCUAAUGAACAGUUAUGGAUCCUCUGGUGGAGUUGUCUUACUUGGAAUUGUUGGCAUUUGUAUUAUUUUGCCAUUAACUAUAGCUGUUGCUUAUCUAUCAUGGUCUUCAAAAUAUAGUGGGAAUUAUGUCAUGUACCAAACAUUGGUUACAUACUUCCAAUCAAUGAAGCCUUCUUUAGCUCCAAGCAAAGUGUGGGAGAUCUUCAUAAAGUCUGCAGAAUUCCGUAAAAUUCCCGUUCGUAAAAGAGAUAGUGAACCUAUUCAAAAUCUAUUUGGCAUGGUGAGAAGAGAGUUGAAUAUGGAGUCGAAGAAAGACCAAUCAUUGUUUUGGAAACAAGACCCUGGCCUAGUUAAGAUGGCAUUGUUGCUUCAUACUCAAUUAACUCGUCAAUCCCAUUGUUUAUAUUCACCUCUACGGAGUGACUUAAAGCGCAUGCUUGAGCUUGCACCUUUGCUUCUUGAACAUCUAGUGGCGAUAGCUGUAAUCCCACGCCCCCCUAUUGGACGUGGAUUGCUUAGGCCUGCGAUUGGGGCAAUUGAGCUUUCUCAAAAUAUCGUCCAGGCUGUGCCUUUACGUGCAAGAGAAGUAGUUGAAGGAAACCUGGACGGAAUUGCAGCAUUUCUACAGCUCCCACAUUUCACCAAGACAACUACGAAGAAAAUUUUCCCCAAGAAAGUGCAAACCUUUCAAGAACUCCGAGACAUGAGCAUGCAAGAACGAUCCCAACUCCUAUCUCAGGCUGCUGGCUUUUCACUAACUCAAGUACAUGACAUAGAGAUCGUGCUCGAGUCAUUGCCAUCCAUAACACUUGAAGUCUCACUGAAAACUGAAGGAGAGGAAGAAAUUCAAGAAGGCGACUUUACCACGAUGUACGCUUGGAUUAAUCUCAAGCGUGGAAACAACCUAAAAUCCUCUCUUCCCCAUUCUCCUUACUAUCCAUUCUACAAGGAGGAAAAUUACUACCUUAUCCUUGCUGACUCAGCAACGAAUGAAGUCUGGAUUUCUCAGAAAGUGAACUUCAUGGAUGAGGAUUCUGCAGUUAGGAGUGCAAAAAAGUUGAUUGCAAGGAUGAAGGAGUUAUUGGGAGCGACUGAUCAAGAAAUUAGUGAAGCUGUGAAGUUUGUUGCUGAAAAAGUAAAGAACGGAUCAAGGCAGGUUAUUGGUAAACUUUUGGCUCCGGGCGAAGGAACAUACAAUCUUACUGCAUACUGUUUAUGUGAUUCAUGGAUUGGUUGUGAUGUAAAGACUGAUAUAAAGGUAGAGGUAUUUAAAAAGAACCGAGAUAUUAAGGCCAAUGAAAGUACGAGCAUUGAACAGGAAAUUGAAGAAGUAGAUGAAGAUUAUGACAGUGAGUAUAGUGAUGAUGAUGAUGAGAACGAAAAGAAGAUGAUCCAGUGAGUUCUGGGACUCACGAAGAUAGAUACAGGGGGAAAAAUUACAGAAAUAUAGAGGGAAAAGAGGAAUUUGUAGUGUUUUUUAUUUAUGAACUUGUUGUCAGAGCAAACUGAAACAAAAUUUGAACUUUACAAUAUCGGAAUAUACUGAGAAAAGGAUUA
Molecule: messenger RNA, 2259 nt
Organism: Asparagus officinalis (garden asparagus)
Lineage: Eukaryota; Viridiplantae; Streptophyta; Magnoliopsida; Asparagales; Asparagaceae
Product: dnaJ protein ERDJ2-like
Exons: 11
Coding region: 161-2101 (646 amino acids)
Biological process (GO): SRP-dependent cotranslational protein targeting to membrane; post-translational protein targeting to endoplasmic reticulum membrane
Cellular component (GO): Sec62/Sec63 complex
Molecular function (GO): transmembrane protein transporter activity; RNA binding
Source: RefSeq, a predicted model, not a curated record